Molecule: messenger RNA, 1464 nt
Organism: Cylindrotheca closterium
Lineage: Eukaryota; Bacillariophyta; Bacillariophyceae; Bacillariales; Bacillariaceae
Source: the annotation of a GenBank genome assembly
AUGAAACGAAAAAGCGGAGACGUAAAAAAAGGCAAAAGUUAUUGGACUCCAGAAGAGGAUGAAGCUCUUUUGAAGGCUGUUCAAGAUGAUCAGAAUCGAAGAGAUGCUGAUGCCGAGGAGGACGAAGAUUGGGACGAAAUUGCAAAGGAGGUGCCAGAAAAGACACCUGUGCAGUGUCUGAAGCGGUACAUGGCCCUCAGUCAAAAAAAGGAGGCCAAGGCAUCAUCGCCAACUCCAAAAGACGAUGGAGAUGAUGACUAUGACGAGGAGGAGGGCGAAGACGAUGGAGAUUCCGAUGGCCAGUCAGCAAAGAAGCAAAAGUCUACCUCCAAAGAUAACGAUGGUUCGGGGAAAUGGACACCUGAUGAAAUUGAGCUUUUGAAAAAGCUCGUAGAGCAUUACAAAGACACUGCACCACGUUGGAAUGAAGUUGCUGCCAACUUUGAGAAUAAAACAGCCAUUGACUGUCUCACCAAUUGGCAGACGAUCACAAAUCCACCUGUGAUCAAGGGGAAAGGUUCAUGGACAGCUGAAGAAGAUGCUAUUCUCCGGGAAAAGCGUCAGCAAUACGGAAGAAAGUGGGCGAAGAUUGCCGCUCACUUGCCUGGGCGACAAGGGAAACAAUGCAGGGAACGCUUUGUGAACCAUUUAGAUCCAGAAUUGAAAAAGGGGGAAUGGACUGACGAUGAAGAAGCAAUCUUGAUAGCUAUGCACGAGCAUCACGGAAAUCGAUGGGCAAACAUUUCCAAGCAGCUUCCAGGCCGAUCCGAUAACGACGUUAAGAACCACUGGUAUUCUACUAUCCAGAGGAAGUUUCAACAGCAUGGAAAAGACAAAUUGAUUCAAGCUGCCCUUCAGCAGGUGCAAAUGAUGCAAUCAAUGGGAACUCUCCCAAGCCAACAGUCGUUACCUGCUUCACAGUGGCCAACCGGUCCUUAUAACCAAGCAACUUCUGGUCAUCCCCCACCUCCUCCAUACGGCCAUCAUCCAUCUAUGCACCAACCAUACCCACCACAUUCUCCGGGCACCGGAGCAUACCCGUACCCACCACCACCACCACAAGUAGCGCAGGGUCAACAUGGGCAACACCACGCACCGCCUGGCGUAGCUCCUGAGGGUGGCCAAUACAUGUACCACCCUCCUCACCCUUCGCAUCCUCACAUGCCCCCUCCACAUCCAUACUAUCAUCCCCACUAUCCUCCUCCAAGACAUGGCGCACCAAUGCACCAAGGUCAAGGGUCCAUUGCAGGAAGGACAGGUGGUAGUUCUGGAGUUGAGGCAUCGCCCGGCGGAGAUGCGAAGGGGUCUGAUCCUUCAGAUUCCACACAGAAAGAAAAUGAAGCCUCCAGCGACUAUCCUGCUGGCGCUCCUGGAUACAUGCCACCAAUGGCAUCGUCUCCACGAGGGGAUGGUAGUAACUCUGCCAAUGCUUCACCACAGAAAACGAAUCCAACCGAAUUGUAA